Suillus subaureus is the source of this 1281-nucleotide messenger RNA. Its product is annotated as major facilitator superfamily domain-containing protein. NCBI's taxonomy places the organism in Eukaryota, Fungi, Basidiomycota, Agaricomycetes, Boletales, Suillaceae. The record is from RefSeq and is a predicted model, not a curated record. The transcript is spliced from 12 exons. Gene Ontology annotation, biological process: transmembrane transport. Gene Ontology annotation, cellular component: fungal-type vacuole membrane. Bases 1 to 1281 code for a protein of 426 amino acids. Gene Ontology annotation, molecular function: transmembrane transporter activity.
AUGUCUACACCUCUCCCUAGUGAUGAAACUGCAACGCAAGCUUCCAAAAACGUUUUGCGGCAACUGGUCAAAAGCACUGGCGAUCCCAGUCAUGUCGACCACUUAGACUCGUCAGAUUUUCCCGAGGGUGGUGUAACAGCUUGGGGCACAGUGCUAGGAGCUUUUUUGGUACAAUUCUGUGGCGCUGGAUAUACCACCUCCUACGGCGUUUUCCAGGACUUUUAUACUCAAAUUUAUCUGACCAAUUCUACACCUUCUGAAAUCGCCUGGAUAGGAAGUGUGAAUGCAUUUUUGACAUUCUCAGUCGGUCUCGUGUCAGGAAGUACCCCUGAUCAUACACCCAGCUAUCAUGUGAUGAAAAUUGGCUGUUUCCUCCAGUGUCUCUUCCUCUUUAUGCUGUCACUAGCAAAACCGAAUGGAUAUUAUCAAGCAAGUCUAAUAUUCCUUUCUCAAGGUAUCGGUUCCGGGAUUGCAAUAGGCCUUACGAAUAUUCCCUCAAUCGCCGUGGUAGCUCAUCAUUUCGAGCGACGUAGAGCUUUCGCGAUGGGACUCGUCGUUGCAGGGGUGUCGAUGGGUUCAAUCCUGCACCCAAUUAUGCUCAACAACCUCAUCAAUGGAAGACUUGGCUUUGCAAACGGUGUCCGUGUUAGUGCGGGCAUGAUUGGUGGUCUGCUUCUCAUAGCGUAUCUCCUGAUGCACACAAGACUUCCACCUCAACCCAAGGCCGUUAGCUACACUCGUGUUUUACAAAUCUCGUUGAGAGAUCCUGCUUAUGUUUGUGCGUGUUUAGGGAUCGCUGCUUUCGAAGUCGGAUUCUUUUUCGUGGCAUUUUAUCUCCAAUUAGACUCCCGUUGGCACGGUGUAAGCAAAGAAUUUUCGUUUUAUUCGCUUACAAUCUCCAAUACUAGUUCUUUCAUAGGAAGACUUACCGCUGGCGUUAUCUCUGCCUACGUGGGCAUCCCGAAUACCAUCAUCAGCUGCUCAUUCACAUCAUCCGCUGUAAUAUUUUCAAUGAUUGGCUUGCGCUCGUUGGCCAGCGUAGCACUGAUAGGUAUUAGCUAUGGUUAUUUUUCUGGAGUUACCAUAGCAUUAAUUGGCCCGUUGACAUCAUAUCUGACCCCUGAAGUCUCAGAUCUUGGCGCUCGAAUUGGAAUAUCGUUCACAAUGACUGGUUCUCCGAUUUGUGGAGCUGUCCUGACCUCGCAUUACAUUUGGUGGAGGCCCGCUGUCUUAGCUGGGGUGAGUGGAUCAUGCGACGUGGCGUUUUCGUACUCUGGCUGA